UAAGAAUUACUGCAACUGAAGCCCCAAUUAGCCACAGGAAACUGCCAACAAACAUAGGUCUACAGACAAUUCAUUGUGCAUGACUAAUAGAAGUCUGUGUGUGUAUAGAUCUAUCUAUAUAUAUACUGUGUGGUACCUGUAUGAAACUAUUACGCCCAAGCCAGAGUGGUUGCUUUUGGCCUUGAACUUGACUUCAACUUGGCUAUGUUUACUUAAGGCGUGGCAAAAGUUGCCCUAUAAAGGAGAACAGGCAUAGUUCCAGCCUGCCUGUUUCUCUGUUGGUGUUGGCUGGAGAGUUACACCGGAGGCACUGCAGGAAAGGGGCACAAUGCUCGCCCCCAGCUCCACUCUGAUGCUGGAGCGGGGCCGGCAAACCACAGGAGCAACAGGAAGCCUCCAGAACCUGAAGAGGUUUAAUAGCCAGGACUUCAAAAACCUACGAGCCUUGUGUCUGAGCCAAGGGCUGCUCUUUGAGGAUGACACCUUCCCUGCUCACAUCAGCUCCAUUGGUCCCAACCUGCUCCCAGAGGAUGAGCUGCGACGAGUACAAUGGAAGAGGCCAACUGAGCUUCAUAGAAAUCCUCAUUUGAUCAUGGAUGGAGUUAGCAGAUUUGAUAUCAUGCAAGGAGAAAUAGGUGACUGCUGGAUGCUGGCUGCCCUGGGCUCCCUGACACUACGAAAACAAUUUUUGGAAGAUGUUUUACCAAAGGACCAAGGAUUCCAGGACGAUUAUGCUGGGAUUUUUCAUUUCCGGUUCUGGCAAUAUGGAGACUGGGUGGAUGUAGUGAUAGAUGACCGACUGCCAGUCAUAAAUGGAAGAUACCUGUUUGUGCACCCUCGAACUUCAAAUGAAUUCUGGCCAUCUUUGCUGGAAAAAGCAUAUGCCAAGCUGCGGGGCUCCUACCAAAACUUGAAUGGAGGCUACCUUUCUGAUGCUUUAGUAGACUUCACAGGUGGAAUUCAAGUGCAGUUUUCAUUGAAGGAUCCACCUCCUGAUCUGGAGGAGAUACUGAAAGCAGCUGACAAAUCUCGGUGUCUCAUGGGGUGUAGCACCCCAGGCCAGGCAAACAGGAACAUAGAGCUGAGGAAUGGGAUUGUACAGGGCCAUGCCUACACUAUCACAGGAGCUGUGAAGAUCCGCUACAAGAACGGCUGGAAACAUAUCAUCAGGAUUUGGAAUCCAUGGGGCCACGGGGAGUGGAAGGGGCCCUGGAGUGACGAGUCUCCUCAGUGGGAUUAUGUUGAGCCUAAAUACAGAGAAGCCCUCCUCAGAGAUAAGGAUGAUGGAGAAUUCUGGAUGUCCUGUGAACACUUCCAAGAGCAGUUUUCAUGGGUAUAUAUAUGUAACAACACCCCAUCGUUUUUGGACUUUGGAGAUCAGCACUGCACAACAUGGUCUCUGGAAAGGCACAUCAACCUGUGGAGUCCAGACCCUGCCACAAGAAGGAACUACUAUUCCUCAGCAGGUGCAGUUUCAACAAACCCUCAAUAUUUUUUCAAAGUGCCAGAUUAUGAUCCCAAAACCUAUAAUGUAGUAAUUUCACUCAUGCAAAAACACGCUGAGCAUGUGCAGGAUGCAAAAAACCUGAAGAUUGGCUUUUUCAUCACCAUGGAGAACUCCAAAGUUCUGAAACAAGUUUUUUCUCCAAUUCGAGAUGUGACCAACUACUUUAUCUUGAGCCCAGGAACCUAUGCCGUUUAUCCUGCUACAACAGAGAAUCAAGAAUUUGAAUUUCUCUUGCGAAUUUUCAUAAAGAAUCAAGACUACAAAGAGAACUCAAACUCCCUGACCAACCCAGUGUUGCCGAUGGAUGUACCGACACAGAACCAGGACAGCUCAUAUAAGGCUCUUUUCCUAAGAUACGCUAAGCAGGGCUCAGCUGUUGAUGCCUCGCAGCUGCAACAACUGCUUAAUGAAGUGAUCCUGCAAGAUGAAAUGACCAGCCUGGGAGGAAAAUUCAGCUUCGAUUCAUGCAGAGGCAUUUUAGCUCUGAUGGAUCUCAACUCGAACGGACGACUCACGCUGCAGGAGUUCGGGAGCCUCUGGCGAAGUCUCACUAAGUACAUGGAUAUCUUCAGGAAGGAAGACAGAAACCAUUCUGGAUUUCUUGAUGCUGCUGAACUGAAGGGUGCGAUACAUACAGCAGGCCUGGCCACUAACGACCAGCUCCUGCGUCUGCUGCUCUUGCGCUACGGCGAUGCCGAGGGGAGAAUUGGCUUCUCUGACUUUGUGUGCUGCAUGAUGCGCCUCGAAACCAUGACCUAUGCAUUUCAAAACUUAGCAGAGGGCGGAUCAAAAAUGUCGAUGACGGCAAUGGAGUGGCUGACUCUUGUCAUGUACACCUAAAGGAAUGUCAGAGCUCAUGGUGGCUUCUCUGCUCCUUUGUAGAACACUGCCCAAGGCCAUCCCAUACAAAAGCCAUCCAUGGGGUUCUUGAAAAACCACUGCGAAGGAGUGAAGCCAUGGGCAAUUUGGUUGGUUACACUGGAUAGUACUCAGAUGUUGGGAUAAAGAGUCCUUUUCAGGCAAACUGGAGUUGCAUUGGAGAGAGAAGAGGAGCUAAUGAGAGUGAUCUCUAGGCAAGCUGGUAGUAUUUAGUGGUCUGGGCAAGCAAUCUCCUCUCCUCUUCCCGUAAAUAGUACGGCUGGUUCUCCUGAUCAGGAGAACCUGCACAGAAGUCAGGAACAGCUCCAUUAACCCAAUUGCAAAUAAGAAUAACAACAUGCCUUUUGUGUGGAAGGACUGUGUAUUGUGUAGGUUACAAAAACAAUUCAGACAGAGUUUUAUUUGAAUUAUUUCUUAAUUUGCUUGUGUGCCAUUUCUAAAUGCCAGAAAAAGAUUAAAGAAAUUAGUCAUAACUCAUAAAUAACACCAGAAGAUUUUUGAUUUUAUUUAUACUUUUAAUGAAUAAAUUAUUUUCAAAAAAAGUCUUGAGCAUAUUUGAGUUCAUCUAUAGGGAUUCCAUUUUAUUUGCUACAGCAAUAAGGAGGCAUAUUAAAGAUGUUGAACAGAUUGUUCAGUGUUUUUUCCUGACUUCCAACAUCUAUAUCAGGACUGUCUGGGAAAAGACAAGUUUAUCUGAACCGCAUUUUCUUCCUCUGUCCUGAUGUUUUAAAAAAUAUAGAGCUUCUUCAGACAUAAUUCACGCUCACGAAUUUAACUUAAAUCUGCAAAAUAACUGUAACCUUUCUGUGCCCACAGUGAACUUCAUUUUCAUACCUUUUUAUCAUGGUGAUAACAGCAAAUUUAGUGAUCUAUUCUAAUCAACUAUUGAAAAAACUAAUCUUUGAAGACUCUGUGAAAAUGCCAAAAAAGAAGGAUGCAAAUGUCAAUGGAUGAAAGAAAUUCAGGGUUGCCAUGGCAAUAUAAUUCACACUGUGCCUCACCCAGACCCUUGGUACAAGUUUCCAUUGAGGCAUCUGCACACUAACAACGUAUUUACCCAUUUGGCAGUGAGAUGUUACACACUGGAGCAAUAAGUACAUCACAAGGUAAAGAAGAGACUUUGUUAUCAUUAGGUGAAUCUGCAUCACUGUCUCAUUUAGCAGUGAUGCUCUUGGAGAGCUUUACUCAUGCAUGUUAAGCUCUGUGCAAGAGGGGCCACUGAACCCACUUUUCCACUGAAAAUGAAGUGAAAGUGAGAUCAGUAAAAUGAGACUAUUCUAAUAUUUUUCAGUAACUUUUAAACAAACUGAUUCCUUUGAAAAUGUGAUUACACAUCCCACCUGAAAUCAUUAAUCAGUGAUUAAGUUCUCUGAAAUUGUUGGCAAAGAGAGAAGAUGAAUAAAAAAUGUGGCCACGGAAAAAAAAUAUGCUUUGCUAAAAAAGGCAUAUCAGUAGAUCCAUUUCAGAUAAGUAUACAUGUUUAGUUUAGCCUGGGAAUCCAAAAAAGGUAAGUAGAAAUCUUGAAGUACUUCUGGAUGAUGUCCACCACAGAGGUCAGGGAUGCUCAAAACAGCUCAGAACUGCUGGGAAUAAGCUGACACGGAAGUCACCUCUGUUAAAAUUGAAAAAUUCAGCUCAAGUCAACUGGUUCAAAUACAUUCUUGUUGUGUGAAAGUCCUAUCUAUAAAAAUACCAAGCUAUUAAGA
Messenger RNA from Pseudopipra pipra, 4092 nucleotides. RefSeq names its product calpain 13 (gene CAPN13). The record is from RefSeq and is a predicted model, not a curated record. Gene Ontology annotation, molecular function: calcium ion binding; calcium-dependent cysteine-type endopeptidase activity. The transcript has 22 exons. Gene Ontology annotation, biological process: proteolysis. Gene Ontology annotation, cellular component: cytoplasm. NCBI's taxonomy places the organism in Eukaryota, Metazoa, Chordata, Aves, Passeriformes, Pipridae. Bases 329 to 2347 code for a protein of 672 amino acids.